CCACACCUCCUCAACGAAGUCCAUAAGUCGGCUCACUUGUGGAUUUGACAUCAUCCAACUCCCAAAAAUCGCAUUUCCAUUCGAAUUUCGGAGAUCGAUUUUACGAAGAGAGAGAGAAACUGAGAAAUCAAUGGCAAUAGAGGAGACUGAGAAAUCAAUGGCGACGACAACUGAGUUAGACGAAAAGAAGGUAGGAGGAGGAAGAGAGAGAGAGAAAGACGAAGAUUUGGAAGAAGGAGAGAUUCUUGACGAUGGAACUGAAGACACCAUUGAAAAACCUAGCAAAUCAAUUGCUACAAGUCAUCCUCUCGAAAAUGCUUGGACUUUUUGGUUUGAUAAUCCUCUUACCAAAACCAAACAAGCCCCUUGGGGUGACUCUAUUCGCCCCAUCUACACCUUCUCCACUGUUGAAGAAUUCUGGGGCCUUUACAACAACAUACAUCAUCCUAGCAAGUUGGCUGUAGGAGCAGAUUUUCAUUGUUUUAAGAAGAAAAUUGAGCCAAAGUGGGAGGAUCCAAUCUGUGCUAAUGGAGGCAAGUGGACUGUUACCUACCAAAAAGGAAAAUCUGAUACAAGCUGGCUUUAUACGCUUUUGGCAAUGAUUGGGGAGCAAUUUGAUCAUGGAGAUGAGAUCUGUGGAGCCGUUGUCAAUGUGAGGGCUAGGCAGGAAAAAAUAGCUAUGUGGACUAAGAAUGCUGCAAAUGAAUCUGCUCAGCUGAGCAUUGGAAAACAGUGGAAGAAGUUUCUUGAUUACAAUGAGAAUAUCGGUUUCAUUUUUCAUGAUGACGCAAAGAAGCACGACAGGAAUGCCAAGAAUCGCUACAAUUGUUGAGUUGUAUAGUGCUGUAAUUUCUGGAGGACUGGUGAUUGUAGCUUGGAGCUAAAGCGGAAACAGAUGCUAGUAUUUUGUUUUGAUGUAGUGCUGUCACUGAAAGUUGUCUUUCUAUGCAAAUGAAUAUCUUUACUGCUCUCUCGAGCGUUUUAAUACACCAAUACAAGCUUGUUAUUCUUGAAAGCCCCUUGGCUUUCAUGAAAGUAACUCCAAAAUUUGAUGAAGAAAAUUAAAAGCAGUUUCUAACA
Molecule: messenger RNA, 1080 nt
Organism: Beta vulgaris subsp. vulgaris (sugar beet)
Lineage: Eukaryota; Viridiplantae; Streptophyta; Magnoliopsida; Caryophyllales; Amaranthaceae
Product: eukaryotic translation initiation factor 4E-1
Exons: 5
Coding region: 131-832 (233 amino acids)
Biological process (GO): translational initiation
Cellular component (GO): eukaryotic translation initiation factor 4F complex; cytoplasm
Molecular function (GO): RNA 7-methylguanosine cap binding; translation initiation factor activity
Source: RefSeq, a predicted model, not a curated record